Molecule: messenger RNA, 576 nt
Organism: Anisakis simplex (herring worm)
Lineage: Eukaryota; Metazoa; Nematoda; Chromadorea; Rhabditida; Anisakidae
Source: the annotation of a GenBank genome assembly
AUGGACGAUUCGGAAGAUGAAGAAAUCGCGAGUUCAGCAGACGAGAAGGAAGAAGAAUCGAGUGGUGAUGAGAGUUCACAGGACGACGUGAAAGAACUGAGUAAUGAGGAUGAGAGUGAAGGGGAAGAUGCCGAAAAAGAUGGUGCAAGUACUCUGGAUGAUCGAAAUGGAGUUGCUGAUAAUGCGAGCGGAGAUGGAGCUGACGAAGUGAAACAUAAAGGACGUCAUGCAUUGAAACGCACAGAGACGGAACUUGCCAGAAGACACAAACGUUUCGAGGAGUUUAGGAAUGCAACGCUAAAAAAGUGGGAUGAACGAACACGUUUGGUUGGAGUUGGUGCCGCAAAGAAUGCAAAAAGUAAUUUCAGUGGUUUCGAAUCAGUUGUUUUGAAACAAAUCACGCAGAUAAUGAACGACAAGCAUCGAUUGAUCCGUCGAACGCAAACCAAACGUUCCGAUUCAGAAAGGAUUGGUGGUAAUCCAGAGGUAUCACUUUAUUCAUUUGUCGGCUUUAUAUUAUUCAUUAUAUUCAUAUUCGUUUAUCAGUUAUUCCUUCAUCAUAUUUCUUACCUUUGA